Molecule: messenger RNA, 1414 nt
Organism: Vigna angularis (adzuki bean)
Lineage: Eukaryota; Viridiplantae; Streptophyta; Magnoliopsida; Fabales; Fabaceae
Product: chloroplast protein FOR GROWTH AND FERTILITY 2
Exons: 2
Coding region: 75-1226 (383 amino acids)
Source: RefSeq, a predicted model, not a curated record
UUUAAGUAAAGAAUCUGUUUUAUGUUCUGUUUUGUUCUGUUCUCUUUCUCUGUUUCUGUAGAUAGAAGCCACACAUGGACAGGCUUCUAUCAUCGCCUUCACCUUCUUCCUUCAAUACUUUCAACAAAUCUUUCUCAUUUCUCACUCCAUUUCAAUCUGCAACUGCAAGAAUCAAUUUAUCUCCUUUAGCACGUUCCGACUUGAAGAGGGUCACCUCAAUUUGUUGCAAGAAUGAAAACCCUUCUCUUUUUUCAUCUUCAACUCCCUUUCUUGCAUCUUCCAAACACCCCAAUAGUUUCCCAUCCAUUUCCUCUUCUCCAGAUCGCUUCCCACCGGAACCCCAUUCUCUCAAUCAAAUCAAAACAGUGAAUUUCCAAAAGCCAAAGGCAAUACCAGCUCGGAUUCUUAUCACACUCUCUGCUCUUGCUUUGAUCUUAAUCCAACCUGCUAUUGCACCAGCAGCUUUUGCAACCUUUCAAACUGCUGCGAAGACUGGUGGUCCUGCUGCAGCUGCCGUGGGUGGAAAAUUAAUCCAAAGUGAGCUCCUAAGUAGUGGUUGGACUGGUUUCUUAGCUGGGUGCUUGCACACACUAUCAGGGCCUGACCACCUGGCCGCCUUGGCUCCAUUGUCAAUUGGUCGAACCCGAAUGGAGAGUGCUGCUGUUGGAGCCCUUUGGGGUUGUGGUCAUGAUGCUGGUCAGGUUCUUUUUGGGUUAAUAUUUUUAAUCCUGAAGGAUCAACUCCAUAUUGAAAUUAUCCGAACAUGGGGCACUAGAGUGGUGGGUCUAACCCUGCUAAUAAUUGGUGCCAUGGGAAUUAGAGAAGCUUCAGAAGUACAUACCCCGCGUGUUGCUUUAGAAAGUGGUGAAUGUGAUGUGAACGUGUAUGAAUCAGUCGAUAAUCCAACAGUAGGGAAAAAGAAGAUUGGAUUUGCUACUUUUGCCACUGGAAUAGUUCAUGGACUGCAACCGGAUGCAUUGAUGAUGGUGUUGCCUGCCCUUGCUCUGCCCUCUCGUUUAGCAGGUGCUGCGUUUCUCAUCAUGUUCUUAAUUGGAACUGUGAUUGCCAUGGGAAGCUAUACUGUGUUUAUAGGUUCGUGUAGCCAGGCACUGAAAGAUAGAGUACCUAGGAUAACCGAGAAACUCACUUGGGCUUCUUCCCUUAUUGCAAUAGCCCUUGGAUUGGCUAUCAUUGUUAGCCAGUUUUUUGGGUUUAGUUUGUAUUAAGUUAUCUUUAAUCAGCUUGAUCUUUUUUCCCCACGAAUGGUAUUUAGAAAAGGUAAAUUCUUUAGACAGAAAAUUGGUUGUCAAGAGGAAUUACAUCAUCGAGACAACUUGUGUAAUUGGUUGUUAAAUAUCUUCUUUGCAUUUGAAUGUGUAUAAGUAUAUGUAAGUUCAAUGAUUCUGUUGCUGAG